Molecule: messenger RNA, 2941 nt
Organism: Labrus bergylta (ballan wrasse)
Lineage: Eukaryota; Metazoa; Chordata; Actinopteri; Labriformes; Labridae
Gene: lrif1
Product: ligand dependent nuclear receptor interacting factor 1
Biological process (GO): regulation of DNA-templated transcription
Molecular function (GO): nuclear retinoic acid receptor binding
Source: RefSeq, a predicted model, not a curated record
UGUCUUGGACGCAGCCUGUGGAACAAACCGGAUGUUUUCUGAACAGAAACGGAAGCGGAGAGUUUGAGCGCCGGAGCUUUUUAUCUAUUUUUAAAUAUUUGUGCGAAUGAAAAACUGGUUAUUUAACGGAGGAGGGAUCAGGGAGAUGCAGCCUCUCGUUAUACGUACAGGACGUGAAACGCGGAAAUAAGUUACGUAAUAUGACGUAAACGGCGACUCUUCCCGUGCACAGUUAGCAUGUUCAUUAUUAUUAUUCUGUAACACGUUUCAUCGUCUUUACGUUUCUCACGGAAGAUGUUUCCAGCAGCUAAAGAGCAGGAGGCUGUUAGCAGUCUGUCCAGAAUCAAGUACCAGCGCCCGCCUGCAGGGGGAGCAGAAGGACACAACAUCAUGAAACGGAUUCCUGUGCAGCUGCUCAGAGAGAAGUUUUCCCCGACUCAAAUCAGCAAACCUAAAAUCACUGUGAUAUUAAGCAACAAACCUGUUGCACCAAAAAGAACACCUCCGGACCCCUCUCUUACACAGUUUGUCAGGACGCAGCUCGGGAGUGUUUUAUCUCAUAAAGCAGAUUUGAAUCCUCGUAACUUAAGAGACAAACAUCCACCACAGGAACAGCCUCUGUGUUUAAAGACUAAAGUCCCUCCGAUUUCAAUACCUGCUACUACAUGUCAAAGGUCAGAAACACAUCCAGGUCAUCUCCCCGUCACGGGGAAGCUGAGGGAAGAGAGUGUUCAGGUCUCUUCUAAAAAUCAAGUCCAAGUGGACUCAGCGUCUGAGCUCCCUCCGCCCAUCAACAAGCACAUUUCCCCUCCAUCAGCCAACCCCUCCUCUGGCUUUAAUGUGGUUUAUUUUUCACCCGUCAAGCUUGUGAAUCAAGUCGUUUCUCCACCGAGCGCUUCUGCCCCGCCCUCGUUUAAACUGCUCCACAACACAUCCAAUAAGAGUCCAUGUGGACCCCCGCCCGCAAGAUCUAAGGCGGGUUUAAAGUUGAUUUCACGGGUUCCACAAAGGCCCAACAGCCCCAUCAGAUGGAAGAUUGAAGAAGAGGAGAACUCGACCCCUCCAGUUCCUCCCUCGUCUUCAGUCGCUUCGGAGAUUCUCCGGGCUGUGGCGGAGAGAGAGAGGGCGUGCAAGCAGCCGGAAGUCAUUCAAAAGUUUGUUUCUCCCUCGAGUCGGGGAGGACGAGGAGAAGAAGACGCCCUGGUCCUGUGCAACGGGAAAGUCUUCAAAAAGCAAAGCAAUACAUUUAAAAACAUAAAGAGUGAGUCGUCUACAACAGCAGCAAAAGUCUACGUUUUCAACAAAACAAAAGUGUCUUCUUCUCCUCAAAAAUCCCCGCCGACAGCUGCACCUCCCAGAAAGCUGCUCUACCAAUUCAUCAUCCCGCGUAAGUCGCAUGAAGUCAUCGACCUUUGUGACGAGUGCGAUCAGGAUGACAAGAGUCAGCGAGCGGCAUCACAGCUGACCUAUCCCGAUGAAGACAACGUCCUCUUUAAGUUGUACUCGCCACCCAAAUCUGAGCCUGAAGAUUUGUCUCAGAAGACACAAACUCCAAAGUCUCCUGUGAAGGACGCAGAGCGGGCGAGCACGGGAGGCGACGGAGGAGGAGAGAGAGAAAAGAUCGCAAAUCCUUCACGUGUUUGCGGCGCAGUCGGGGCAAAUACUGAUGAAGGCUCGGGCGCCAAAAGUCAGCCGAGCACCUCCAUCCAGCGGGUGGAGUGUACGGACGAUACUUUGACCUCUGACAGCGGCAGCUCAUGGUCCACAGAGAUGGAGUCCUGGAACGAGGAGAGCUCAGUUGAUCUCGCAUCCCGUCAAAUGUCCGACCGUCUGCUCAGACGGAUGUUUGGGGUCGCGGCGGACGUGAAGAUUUGUCUUCAGAGGAUCGACGACGCCUCGGCUGGAUGUUUUCCUGUAGAGCUUCACCACGGGGAGUUACACCGGGAACCAGCGAGCAAGAUGAGUGAAGAACUUCUUUCUCUGGAUCCUUCCAGUCCGCUGGGCAGCGACGGAUACAGCGGGUCUCUGAGUGUGAAAAGUGAAGAGGAAGUGUCUGCAGACUGUCACACACAUCGUAAACCUCUCCAAUGUUCACAUUUCAACCCGGCAACAGGACCUCUCUCUGCUGUGAGUGACCCUCAAACCGACACACCGAUUAGCUACAUGGAGCCCAUAGAGGAUGAGAGUUUCCUCCACACAAACGGCCCACACAAAGCAGACACCGCUACAGGCACGUGUUCAGACAAACGGAGGAUCGGACGAACAAGAAAGCGCACGACUUGUCCGUGCUGCGUCCCCGGGACUCAAAGUCAGGCCGUGAAUCUUAAUGUCAAACGGGCACUGACGGCAGAGCGGGCGAGAGGAAAGGCUGGAACAAAAACAGCAAGAAAACGUUCAACAACGUCCGUACCGAUCGGGUGUCAAAAUGCAAAGAAGAAAUGUUCAGAUUUUCCAGCCGGUCACGGCUCGUGUUCGGCGUCGGCGGACUCUGACGAGCUGAGGUGUAACGAGGAGAUCAGACAGCUCAGAGCGCUCCUGAAGGAGAAAGAAGCAGCGUUAGAGCUGAUGAGGAAAGCUUCAGCUGACAUGAAACAUCACUAACAGUAACAUUUAAAAACAGACAUUCUGCUGUGCAAGUCUAAUGUAAUGAUUGAUUCUAAGGGUUUGGGUUUAUUUAUUUGUUUUAAAGAAACUUUCUGGAUCUCUCUGUUUGUGUCGAUUGUGGCGCCCCCUGUGGACAAAGCAGCACAUCGCAUCUAUAGGCUGAUGUUUUUAUGAAAAGGUAUAAAGAAUGUUUUUAGACUAAAGGAAAAUCAUGCUGCUUUCUUUUAAAAGUCAAACCGAACACUCACUGUGGCUUUUCUCUGUGGAAAAUGUAAACAAAGGCAUUUUCGUUAAUCGACACGGCGGCAGCAGCACAGAGAUUAAAAAAACAAAUGAU